This is a messenger RNA of Mastomys coucha (southern multimammate mouse), 3663 nucleotides long. RefSeq names its product cytochrome P450 4F6. Gene Ontology annotation, molecular function: monooxygenase activity; oxidoreductase activity, acting on paired donors, with incorporation or reduction of molecular oxygen; heme binding. NCBI's taxonomy places the organism in Eukaryota, Metazoa, Chordata, Mammalia, Rodentia, Muridae. The transcript is spliced from 16 exons. The record is from RefSeq and is a predicted model, not a curated record. Bases 956 to 2530 code for a protein of 524 amino acids.
CUGGUGCAUCCAGGCGUUCUCCCUACGGAGCCACAGUCGGCAGAACAAGCACCCGGGAAGCUCAAGCACAACUCUCCUCCCUCCAGCUACCCGGAACUCAAAUAUGGCGGCAAGGGCGCCACCCUCCACUAUCCGUGCUUCUUAUUGGAUAGCUCAGAGGAGUAACAGUGUCUCUGGUUGAUGAAUUAUUCCGGACCCAACUCCUUAGAACUGUUAUCAGGUCCCGCAGCGAAAUAGGUCUGUAAGUACAGAUUGCAACAACUGCCCCGUCCGGGUUCAUACUUUUUCUCUGAAAUAGACCUGAUUUCAUCCUGGAGGGUUAUCAUAUUUUAGAACACAGCCCAGCCCGGGAAUGGUGGUGCACAUUUUUAAUACCAGAACCCGAGAGGUCGAGGACGUCUAACAAGUGGCAGUGCCUGACCUGGGAGGGCAGCACUCCUGUCUGGACCUGUUUGAACAUAUGAUGAGCCUCAUGACUGUGGACAGUCUGCAGAAAUGUGUCUUCAGCUUCCAUAACAACUGUCAGAAGGGGCCAACAGAUCCCAUGGGACAUCAGAUCCUGUAGUAGUUGUGAAACACCUGUGAGUGCUGGGAAUUGCCUUCAGGACCUCUGGAAGAUCAGCAAGUGCUCUUUACCACUGAGCUGUCUCUGCAGACCCUAAGGUUGGACCCGCCCCCACGCGCCUUGGCUGCCCGCCCUGGCUGGGAGGUUGCCGCUGAGACUGGGAGGGAUUGGCUGGUUCAGCCCAGCUCAGCUUCCCACACUGCUUCCGACGGGUCAGAAGCCAAGGAGAAAAGGAAGACUCGCUGCUCAUGAGAGAAGGUGCCAGGGUGGAGGGCAGCAAGGAGAUUUCUGGCUCAGAACAGGGAGAGCUCUGCCCACACACAGCUGGAUUGGCUGUAGGGAGUCGGCUGACCUUGGAGACUUUUGGUGUCCUGGAAAUUGCACCCAAGGAUGCUACAGCAGAGCCUGUCCUGGCUGGGAAUGGGGCCCCUGACUGCCUCUCCGUGGCAUCUACUGCUGCUGGGAGGGGCCUCUUGGAUUCUAGCCCGAAUUCUAGCCUGGAUCUAUGCCUUCUAUGACAACUGCAGCCGCCUUCGUUGCUUCCCUCAGCCCCCUAAACCGAGCUGGUUCUGGGGUCACUUGGCCUUGAUGAGGAACAAUGAGGAAAGCAUGCAGUCCAUAACACAUCUGGGCCAGUACUUCCGUGAUAUCCACCUCUCUUGGGUUGGACCUGUGUACCCGAUUCUGCGACUCGUCCACCCUAACUUCAUUGCUCCCCUGCUCCAUGCCUCAGCUGCUGUUGCACCCAAGGAAAUGACUCUCUAUGGCUUGCUGAAGCCCUGGCUGGGGGAUGGGCUCCUGUUGAGUGCUGGUGAGAAGUGGAGCCACCACAGACGCCUGCUGACACCUGCCUUUCACUUUGACAUCCUAAAGUCCUAUGUGAAGAUUUUUAACAAGAGUGUGAACAUCAUGCAUGCCAAGUGGCAACGCCUGGCCUCCAAGGGCACUGCCUGUCUGGAUAUGUUUGAACACAUCAGCCUGAUGACUUUGGACAGUCUGCAGAAAUGCAUCUUCAGCAUCGACAGCAACUGCCAGGAGUCUGACAGCGAAUACAUUGCUGCGAUCCUGGAACUCAGCUCCCUUGUAGUGAAACGGCACCGCCAGCCCUUCCUGUACAUGGACUUCCUGUACUACCUCACUGCUGAUGGGCGUCGCUUCCGCAAGGCCUGCAACCUGGUGCACAAUUUCACAGAUGCUGUCAUCAAGGAGAGACGCAGCUCCCUCAAUACCCAGGGUGUUGAUGAAUUCCUAAAGGCCAAGGCUAAGACUAAAACUUUAGACUUUAUUGAUGUUCUCUUGCUGGCCAAGGAUGAAGAUGGAAAGGAGCUGUCAGAUGAGGACAUUCGGGCAGAGGCUGACACCUUCAUGUUUGGAGGCCAUGACACCACCGCCAGUGCAUUCUCCUGGAUCCUGUACAACCUGGCAAGGCACCCAGAAUACCAGGAGCGCUGCAGGCAAGAGGUGCAGGAGCUGCUGAGGCACCGAGAGCCUGAGGAGAUUGAAUGGGACGACCUGGCCCACCUGCCCUUCGUGACCAUGUGCAUCAAGGAGAGCCUGCGGCUGCAUCCCCCAGUCUUACUAAUCUCCCGCUGCUGUUCCCAGGAUGUUGUGCUGCCAGAUGACCGGGUCAUCCCCAAAGGGAACAUCUGUGUCAUCAGCAUUUUCGGGGUUCACCACAACCCUUCAGUUUGGCCAGACCCUGAGGUCUACAACCCCUUCAGAUUUGACCCAGAAAAUCCACAGAAGAGGUCACCUCUGGCUUUUAUUCCCUUCUCAGCGGGGCCCAGGAACUGCAUCGGACAGACUUUCGCCAUGAGCGAGAUGAAGGUAGCGCUGGCGCUGACGCUGCUGCGCUUCCGCAUCCUGCCUGAUGACAAGGAGCCGCGCCGGAAGCCGGAGCUGAUCCUGCGCGCGGAGGGCGGGCUGUGGCUGCGGGUGGAGCCGCUGAGUGCAGGCACUCAGUGAUCUCACAGCUGUCUUGGGACCUCCUCACCCGCUCUCCUACCUCUUUAGAUCUCUGAAUAAACAGAGCUGCCUCCUGAUCCUUGAGUGGCUAUGAGCAUCAGACCAGAAUUUUAUCACAAUAUCCUCAAUGCCUCUUGGUUGGUCCCCGAGGGUCUCCUUGCCGAUGAGACUCCUGCCAGAAGACUUUAUCUUGUGAGCCACCACGGAGGUUUAAGCAGGAGAGGGGAGCAGGUUUUCCAGCACAUUUGAGGCUCUGGUCAUUGAGGUAACCCCUAAUAAUCACUAUGUUUCCACCUUUAUUCUGUUUCAUCAAAUUUAGAGCUAUAUCCUCCUGCUGUCCUUCUGAUACAACACUUAAAUAAGUGGAACACUACACUAGACCUGGCCUGUUACAUAUGAAGGGAUAGUUGGAGAAUCUGAAGCAGAUUGUUCCUUAAGGGAUGGGAAUCUCAGGACCCCUGAGGAUGGUUUAUAUGUAACUUUUAUGCCGUGUGAGGAAUAAAGCAGCUAAAUUUACAUGAAAUCACACUGACGCGUUCCCCAGUUUCCUUUGGCAUUUUCAACAGUAGUGCAGUUGUCCCUUGAGCCUCCCACUUCCUGCAGGAGAAUCUCACAAAUUUCUCUUAUGUAACCACUCUGGGCUUUGUCUUUUCAAAUUCUCCCAUCACGAGACCAUUAAAAUUGAGUUUCUGAGUUGGAGGCCAAGCUGGUCCACAAAGUGAGUUACAGGACAGCCAAGGCUAUACACAAAAACCCCCGUCUCUAAAAACAAAACAAUAACUGAGUUUCAGUUGAGCAUGAUCACACAUCUAUAGCCCCAGUACUUGGGAGACCAAAGGUUGAAGACAGCUUUUGCUACCCAGUGAAAUACUGUCUGGAAGUGGGGCAGUGAAGUGUUGGUAGAAUGCCUAGCCUGCAGGACACACUCCAUAAUCUGGACAUGGUAUUACAAGCCUAAAAUUUAGCACUUGAGAGUUAGAGACAGAAGGAUCAGAAAUUCCAGGUCAUCCUUGGCUACACAACAAGUUCCAAGGCAGCCUGGGAUGCAUGAGGCAUUGCCUCAAAAAACAUUAUUUAAAAUAUUUUUUUUUCUUUUCUGUUGUGGGAAAUGGCUUCAGAAUAAAAAUCCUCUU